Messenger RNA from Xyrauchen texanus (razorback sucker), 3582 nucleotides. RefSeq names its product potassium/sodium hyperpolarization-activated cyclic nucleotide-gated channel 3-like. Bases 1 to 3582 code for a protein of 1193 amino acids. Gene Ontology annotation, biological process: potassium ion transport; transmembrane transport. The record is from RefSeq and is a predicted model, not a curated record. Lineage: Eukaryota; Metazoa; Chordata; Actinopteri; Cypriniformes; Catostomidae. Gene Ontology annotation, cellular component: membrane. The transcript is spliced from 9 exons. Gene Ontology annotation, molecular function: voltage-gated potassium channel activity.
AUGGACAGGUUGCAUUCGUCCAUGCGUAAAAGGCUCUACAGUUUGCCUCAGCACAUCGGACAGAAAGCUACGACCAUGGGUGAAGCUGAAGACACCGACAAGGACACCCGGAGGAAGAGCAUCAGGAUGAAACCCCUGCCGUCUCCGACCUCCGGGGGUGCGAGCUGCAAAGGGGAGACCAAAAGCGGAGAGCCCUUGAUCAUGGAGACGGACAUCGGGAGACCCGUGAAAACCAGUUCCAACGGGGACUGCCGGAGGUUCCGAGGCAGCCUUUCGUCUAUCACCAGUCGGCACGUCUCGGAUGCAGCGGAGGAGAGGCGUCUGAUCACGGAGGGAGAAGUCACCCCGAGUGAGUCGAGCCCCCCUGGAGCCGCGGGUGGCGGCGCGGAGCCCGGGGCGCAAGGCGGCGCAGGUGAUGAUGCCCCCGGUACGAGCCAGCAUCAGGGCACCCCCGAUCAGCAGGCUGGCUUUAUAAAGCUAGAGGGCAUCGAGCAGAUCUUACCGGACGAUGAGAGAUAUUACCAAGCCGGCUUCAUGCACAGGCAGUUCGGGGCGAUGCUGCAACCAGGGGUCAACAAGUUCUCCCUAAGGAUGUUUGGGAGCGAGAAGGCGGUGGAACGGGAGCAAGAACGGGUAAAAUCCGCUGGGUUCUGGAUUAUUCACCCCUACAGUGAUUUCAGAUUUUACUGGGACCUCACCAUGCUGCUCCUAAUGGUGGGAAAUCUAAUCAUCAUUCCUGUGGGCAUCACCUUCUUCAAAGACGAGCACACACCACCGUGGAUCGUCUUUAAUGUGGUUUCUGACACAUUCUUCCUCAUGGAUCUGGUGUUAAACUUCCGCACCGGGAUCGUAAAGGAGGAUAACGCAGAGAUUAUUCUGGACCCUCAGCAGAUAAAGGUCAAAUAUCUGCGCUCGUGGUUUGUGGUGGACUUCAUCUCCUCAAUCCCUGUGGACUACAUCUUCCUUAUCGUGGAGACACGGAUAGAUUCGGAUUUCUACAAAACGGCACGCGCUCUCAGGAUUGUACGCUUUACGAAGAUUCUCAGUCUGCUUAGACUCUUGCGGCUUUCACGGCUCAUACGCUACAUUCACCAGUGGGAGGAGAUCUUUCAUAUGACCUAUGACCUGGCCAGUGCGAUGGUGCGAAUCGUGAAUUUAAUUGGAAUGAUGCUGUUGUUGUGUCACUGGGACGGCUGCCUGCAGUUCCUGGUGCCCAUGCUGCAAGAUUUCCCUGCCGACUGCUGGGUCGCCAAGAACAAGAUGGUGAACAACACGUGGGGACAGCAAUAUUCGUACGCGCUCUUCAAGGCUAUGAGUCACAUGUUGUGUAUCGGGUAUGGCAUGUACCCGCCUGUCGGCAUGACAGAUGUGUGGCUGACCAUUCUCAGCAUGAUUGUGGGUGCGACGUGCUACGCCAUGUUUGUUGGCCACGCCACCGCUCUGAUUCAGUCGCUGGAUUCGUCACGGAGACAGUACCAGGAGAAGUACAAGCAGGUGGAGCAGUAUAUGUCCUUCCAUAAGCUGCCAGCAGACAUGAGACAGCGGAUCCAUGAUUACUACGAGCACAGGUACCAAGGGAAGAUGUUUGAUGAAGAGAGCAUUCUGGGAGAACUGAAUGAACCGCUGAGAGAGGAGAUAAUAAACUUCAACUGUCGAAAGUUGGUGGCAUCCAUGCCGCUGUUCGCCAACGCAGAUCCUAAUUUUGUGACAUCAAUGCUCACCAAACUUCGCUUCGAGGUCUUCCAACCUGGAGAUUACAUCAUACGGGAAGGAACUAUUGGAAAAAAGAUGUACUUCAUCCAGCAUGGUGUCGUGAGCGUGCUCACUAAAGGAAACAAGGAGACCAAGCUGUCGGAUGGAUCGUACUUUGGAGAGAUCUGUCUGCUGACACGGGGUAGACGCACUGCCAGCGUUCGGGCGGAUACAUACUGCCGUCUGUAUUCACUGUCUGUGGACAACUUCAAUGAAGUCCUGGAAGAGUAUCCCAUGAUGAGGAGAGCAUUCGAAACCGUUGCUCUAGACCGCCUGGAUCGCAUCGGGAAGAAGAACUCUAUUCUUCAGCAUAAGGUCCAGCACGACUUGAAUUCAGGGGUUUUGAACUAUCAGGAGAGUGAAAUCAUCCAACAGAUUGUGCAGCAUGAUCGGGACAUGGCUCACUGUGCCAACCUAAUGCAAAUCCCGUCUCCACCUGCUCCACCUUCUCCAACACCUGUUAUCUGGGCCCCGCUAAUCCAGGCACCUCUACAGGCUGCUGCUGCAACCACUUCUGUUGCUAUUGCAUUAACCCACCACCCCCAUCUUCCUGCCACUCUCUUCCGACCUCCUAUUUCUGUCCUGGGAUCGAGGAAGGAGCCAUCCAGCCGGUUGAAGAAGUUUCAAACUGUGGUACUGAAGUCAAGAGGCUCUGGAUCAAUUGGUGACGCCCCUUCCAGUUCGCCUUCAAAGCGUCUGACUGGUUUUGAUACCCCUCUUCUCGCAACGCUUCAGACACAGCACUUGUCAGGUACCACUGCUUUCAGCAGUACUAGCCAGCAGGCUUGCAGUAGUAGCUCACAGUCUGGGCCCAGUGGGGCAUCUACAUUCCCAUUUGGGAGCUUCUCUUGCUCCUCGACAUCGCCAAUGUCCAGUACUGCACAGCUCCAUUCGCAGCCCCGACAGAAACAGCCCAUUCCUCCUAGCACCCCUCCACUGUCAGGAUGCCUCCAGAAAGCGGCGACAGCUGUUGGCAUCACAAGUGGGAUCUUGUCUACAACCUCGUCAAAUAAUAGCCCGCUUUCUACAGGCUUGUUCAGUCAUGCUCCCAGUCAGUUUUUACAUGGCCAGCCUCCAUCAAAACACACUCAAAUGGGCUCCUUACAGCAGUUUGCUGGUGGAGGGGGCAAGACAUCAACAGGGUUGAACAUCUUGCAUACUCCCCCACAUGGAUCCCCUUCUUCUAGCCAUGCCCAAACCCAUGACGGUUCUACAUCAUCACAGACCCUACCCACUUUAGCCAGCCUACAAUCUAGCUAUCUUCCACAAAUUCCUUUAGAAAGGUCAGCGCUAGCUUCCCUGGCUCAAUACGGCUCAGCUAAUGCCUCACCUUGCUAUACCCCUUUAGCCCCUAGUCCAACUAUCCACAGCCCUGUUACAGGGAGAACUUUCCAAUAUAGUGACCCAUCCAUUGCAGGUGGCUCUCACAGCUCUCUGCUCCUACCCCAAUUAUCCUGUCCUGGCCAGCUCCCAGGCCAUCAUGCCUCAGGGACGGACUCUCCACUGGGCUGCUUUUAUGAGGAUUUGAAUAUACUUUCCAGUUCCCUCCCUUCAUUAGCUAUAGAGGGGGCCCAAGCUAUUGGUCAGUCCUCCCCUCUGUCCAUUAUGGAGCCUGGUUACUGCCUCUCCCCCUAUUCAUCACCAAUGCUUACACCCAAGCCCUGUAGCUCGGUAUCUGGGCAUAUGGCUACCCUGGUACAAACUUCUCCUGGGUCACAAGCCCAGGCUCAUUCUAUAGGGACAUCACCUGCACUUUCUCUCCCGAGGGCCUCAGACGCCCAUUCGUCUGAACUAGAACCGCUACGUUCUAAACUUCCUUCCAAUUUGUGA